Molecule: messenger RNA, 2464 nt
Organism: Nanorana parkeri
Lineage: Eukaryota; Metazoa; Chordata; Amphibia; Anura; Dicroglossidae
Gene: ACSS1
Product: acyl-CoA synthetase short-chain family member 1
Exons: 14
Coding region: 210-2321 (703 amino acids)
Cellular component (GO): mitochondrion
Molecular function (GO): AMP binding; acetyl-CoA synthetase activity
Source: RefSeq, a predicted model, not a curated record
UUACAUUUCCUGGAUAUGAAAUAAGGAGGAGCUCUUGGCUAGUGUAAUUCUAUCAGCACUGCUUCAGCAGAUGGCUUUGCAGUUGCAGUUAUCAUCACAGCACAGAAGUCCUUCCACCAAGGAAUCUGCUGAAACUUCUCACUCACUUCUGGAAAGUUAUGGUGCAAGUGUUCCAUUGAUUCCCUGGAAAUCUUUGCUUGUCGCUCAGCAUGGCAAAAAACCUCACAAGCAGACUGCUCCUCCACCAGCUGUUCAGUAAGCUGCAAGCUCCUGCAAGGAUCUGUACCUGGAGAAGACUUGGGGCCAGAUCCUGUGUCUCCUACCAAAAGCAGAAGGUCCAACCAGCUCAGCAUGUCCUUGGACCUCAAUGGGAUGUUCAUUCCUACAUGCCAGAGGCAACCGCCUUACCCAAUGUGCAUACCUACCAGGACCUGGUGCAGUUUUCUUUGGAGGAUCCUGAGACAUUUUGGGGGGUCCUGGCCAGGGAGAGGCUGAUUUGGGUAAAGCCACAUCAGACAGUUAAGGACUGUGACUUCACUCAAGGCCGGGUGAGAUGGUUCCUUGGUGGCCAGUUAAAUGUAUCUGUGAAUUGCCUAGACAAGCAUGUCCAUCAGUGUCCAGACAGAGUUGCAUUAAUCUGGGAAAGGGAUGAACCAGGCACCCAAGUAUACAUCACAUACAGAGAGCUUCUUGAUACCACGUGCCGAAUAGCCAACACGUUGAAGAAGCAUGGCAUACAGAGGGGAGAUAGAGUGGCCAUUUACAUGCCCGUGUCACCUCUUGCUGUGGCCUCCAUGUUAGCCUGUGCCAGGAUCGGUGCCGUACACAAUGUGGUGUUUGCUGGCUUCAGUGCUGAAUCUUUGACAGGAAGAAUCAAUGACGCAAGCUGCAAAGCUGUCAUCACUUUCAACCAGGCUGUGAGGGGUGGAAGAGUAAUAGAACUCAAGAAGACUGUGGAUGAAGCUGUGAAGAGCUGCCCUUCAAUCAAACAAGUUUUUGUCGCUCAGAGGACUGAGAACAAAGUCCACAUGGGUAAUCUUGACAUACCUCUUGAAGAAGAGAUGGCUAGAGCAGAUCCCAUCUGUCCUCCAGAAACCAUGAACAGCGAAGACAUGCUAUUCAUGCUGUACACCUCAGGUAGUACAGGAAAGCCGAAGGGCAUUGUACACACACAGGCCGGCUACCUUCUCUAUGCUUCCCUGACACAGAAGUACGUAUUUGAUUACAAUCAAGGAGACGUGUUUGGCUGUGUAGCAGACAUUGGCUGGAUAACUGGACAUAGCUAUGUUGUGUAUGGACCCCUUUGCAAUGGAGCCACCAGUGUGCUGUUUGAGAGCACUCCAGUUUAUCCAGAUCCAGGGCGGUACUGGGAGACGGUGGAAAGGUUGAAGAUUAAUCAGUUUUAUGCAGCGCCAACAGCAAUACGUCUGCUGCUGAAAUAUGGAGAUGAGUGGGUGAAGAAAUAUAAAAGGUCAUCUUUGAAAAUGUUGGGCUCAGUGGGUGAGCCAAUAAACCAUGAAGCGUGGGAAUGGUUUUAUAAUGUGGUUGGGGAGAGAAAAUGCACCCUCGUGGACACAUGGUGGCAGACAGAGACUGGUGGAAUCUGCAUCUCCCCUCGUCCCUCUGAACAAGAAGCUGAGGUUCUCCCUGGUAUGGCUAUGAGGCCUUUCUUUGGCAUAAAACCCACGCUUCUAAAUGAACAAGGUAAGGUCAUUGAAGGUGGUGAUGUUUCUGGUGCUCUGUGUAUCGCACAGCCAUGGCCUGGCAUGGCAAGAACCAUCUAUGGAGAUCAUCAGAGAUUUGUGGAUGCUUACUUCAAGCCAUUUCCUGGCUACUACUCUACUGGGGAUGGAGCUUACAGGUCAAAUGAAGGGUAUUAUCAGAUAACAGGGCGAAUGGAUGAUGUGAUAAAUAUCAGUGGGCAUCGGUUGGGCACGGCAGAAAUUGAAGAUGCAAUGGAUGAGCAUCCCGAUGUUCCAGAGACAGCUGUUAUUGGUUUUCCACAUGACAUUAAGGGAGAAGCUGCAUUUGCCUUUGUUGUAUUAAAAGAUGAUGUAAAAGAGACAGAUAAAGAAAUUAAAGAGGAUCUUAAAGCAAUAGUCGCCACAAAAAUAGCAAAAUAUGCCGUUCCUGACCAUAUUAUGAUGGUGAAACGCCUUCCCAAAACUCGCUCAGGUAAAAUCAUGCGCCGAGUACUGAGGAAAAUCGCCACGGGCAACAUUGAGGAUCUUGGAGAUAUAACCACCCUAGAGGAUCCAGCCAUUAUUACAGAAAUACUGGAAGCAUAUCACAAAUACCAAUCAGAACAGACACCCAAAUAACUAAGAGACCCCUCUUUAAUGCAGCUAAAUGACAGCGAAACCAUUUGCUAACAUUUACCAUUGGAGAACACUGCAAUGCUAAGCAUAGAACAACCAUUAACUAAUAAAUGAACUUAUUUGAUGUACAUUUAAAUAACUGAUCA